Molecule: messenger RNA, 5293 nt
Organism: Cebus imitator (Panamanian white-faced capuchin)
Lineage: Eukaryota; Metazoa; Chordata; Mammalia; Primates; Cebidae
Gene: MDM2
Product: MDM2 proto-oncogene
Exons: 13
Coding region: 1794-3134 (446 amino acids)
Biological process (GO): negative regulation of apoptotic process; regulation of cell cycle
Cellular component (GO): nucleus
Molecular function (GO): ubiquitin protein ligase activity; identical protein binding
Source: RefSeq, a predicted model, not a curated record
UGGAUUAAAACUGCCUUGUUAGUGCAUAUCAAAGUGUGUGUGUGUGUGUGUGUGUGUGUGUGUGUGUGUGUAUGUGUGUGUGUGUGUGAUCUUAUUUAUCCCUCUUUGCCUUAGGUCUGGAGAACUGGAAGCUAUCAAAGCCAUUCUGACAUCUUAUUGGAAUCUAUCAUUUGAGGGAGGAAUAGUAGCCAUACGCUCAGUGAAAAGGAGUUUGUGAAUAAUUCCCCUGAAAAUUUUCUCUCUCAAUUUGAGCAGUCAUAGAUGCAUUGCUUCUUUUUGAAGCUCUAUCUUAUUCUGAGUUAUAAACAAAGAACAGCGAACUGCGGAACUGAACAGUCCACUCUGUGACAAGUUCCUCUGUAUAGGUUGUGUGACUUUUCUAACUUCCAUGAUGGUCCAAAAAGAUGUUACAAGGGUAUAAUGCCCUAUUGUAAGAUCUAUACAGACAGGCAAGAAGGAUGUAAUUCCCUCUCUAGGAACAAACAUCAAUUACCCACAGGGGUGAGGGAACCCAGCUGUCAGCUUUGGUAAGAAAAGGCAAUCUUCUCUCAAACAAGGACAAUAAGACCACCUCCCACGUCACAUUCUCCAGGUGUUUGUGUUGAUCCUGCUCUUUAAUCUUAACACUGUGGAAUCUUCACAGCUUUGCUUCUUCACAGCCUGCUCUCACCGACUCCACCCAUCCCAAUCCACAGGCACUGGGUGAAGGAUGGAACUUAGCUUAAUAGGACCCUAUCAGUGAGAUCAGGCUUGCUCCUUCAUGGUAGGCAACCCCUUUUUGGACCAUCAUAGAAGUUAGAAAAGUCACACAAUGACCAACUUAAACAGAGGAACUUGUCACAGAGUCGACUGUUCAGUUCCGCAGUUCAUUGUUCUUUGUUUAUAACUGCAAACCACAUUGCUUUCUAAGAGACUAAACCCAAGAGACCACACCCCAGGGUGUGGCUACCUGAAUCUCAGCCCUAAUAACAGACUGCAGCUUCUGCUCAUGAAGGAGCCCUGCUUUGAACUUCUGGGAAUUAUAAGCGACACAGAGAUCCGCAUUUGUUGCAGUUUCCACCGCAGGCCGGAUGUGUAAACACAAGAAAUACAAAAAUAGCGCAACGGCUAAAGGAGUGUCCCAGCACGGCGCGCCAAACCAGGCGGGAAUCGCGUAGGGCCGAGUCCCACCCGCCUGGGUUGCGGCCAAGACCCCUGCCCCACUUCAAAGCCCGCCGCGCCCCGCGUGGGGGGCGAUAUUCCUCGCUCCACCCUCCCGGAGGCGGUGCGGCUGAGCCCAGGACCCAAUUGGAGGAGGCGGGGCCGGGCGCGUGCACGCGCACAAAUGCCCGGAUGCCCCGCGACGCCCGGCGCGCUUCCCUCGGGCGGUAGGGGGCGCGCACCGAGUCACCGCGGUGAGCUUGGCUGCUUGUGGGGCCUGUGCGGCCCUGUGUGUUGGGAAGAUGGAGCAAGAAGCCGAGCCCGAGGGGCGGCCCCGACCCCUCUGACCGAGAUCCUGCUGCUUUCGCCGCCAGGACACCCGUCCCUCCUAGGACUAGUGCGUUGGAGCGCCCAGUGCCUGGGCCCCGAGAGUGGAAUGGUCCCCGAGGCCCAGGGCGUCGUGCUUCCGCGCGCCCCGUGAAGGAAAUUGGGGACCCUCGAGGGACCCCCGACUCUAACCGCGAAAACCCCGAAUGGUGUGAAGCAGCUGGGGCUAUUUAAACCAUGGAUUGUCCCAGCUGUGUUCAGUGGCUAUUGGAGGGUGGACCUGUGGGCACGGACGCACACUGCUUUUUCUCUACCGAUCCAGGCAAAUGUGCAAUACCAACAUGUCUGUACCUACUGAUGGUGCGGUAACCACCUCACAGAUUCCAGCUUCGGAACAAGAAACCCUGGUUAGACCAAAGCCAUUGCUUUUGAAGUUAUUAAAGUCUGUUGGUGCACAAAAAGACACUUAUACUAUGAAAGAGGUUCUAUUUUAUCUUGGCCAGUAUAUUAUGAAUAAACGAUUAUAUGAUGAGAAGCAACAACAUAUUGUAUAUUGUUCAAAUGAUCUUCUAGGAGAUUUGUUUGGUGUGCCAAGCUUCUCUGUGAAAGAACACAGGAAAAUAUAUACCAUGAUCUACAGAAACUUGGUAGUAGUCAAUCAGCAGGAAUCAUCAGACUCAGGUACAUCUGUGAGUGAGAGCAGAUGUCAGUUUGAAGGUGGGAGUGAUCAAAAGGACCCUGUGCAAGAGCUACAGGAAGAGAGACCUUCAUCUUCACAUUUGGUUUCUAGACCAUCUACCUCAUCUAGAAGGAGAGCAGUUAGUGAGACAGAAGAAAAUUCAGAUGAAUUAUCUGGUGAACGACAAAGAAAACGCCACAAAUCUGAUAGUAUUUCCCUUUCCUUUGAUGAAAGCCUGGCUCUGUGUGUAAUAAGGGAGAUAUGUUGUGAAAGAAGCAGUAGCAGUGAAUCUACAGGGACGCCAUCGAAUCCGGAUCUGGAUGCUGGUGUAUAUCGAGUUACUGUGUAUCAGGCAGGGGAGAGUGAUACAGAUUCAUUUGAAGAAGAUCCUGAAAUUUCCUUAGCUGACUAUUGGAAAUGCACUUCAUGCAAUGAAAUGAAUCCCCCACUUCCGUCACAUUGUAACAGAUGUUGGGCCCUUCGUGAGAAUUGGCUUCCUGAAGAUAAAGGGAAAGAUAAAGAUAAAGGGGAAAUCUCUGAGAAAGCCAAACUGGAAAACUCAACACAAGCUGAAGAGGGCUUUGAUGUUCCUGAUUGUAAAAAAAUUACAGCGAAUGAUUCCAAAGAGUCGUGUGUUGAGGAAAAUGAUGAUAAAAUUACACAAGCCUCACAAUCACAAGAAAGUGAGGACUAUUCUCAGCCGUCAACUUCUAGUAGCAUUAUUUAUAGCAGCCAAGAAGAUGCGAAAGAGUCUGAAAGGGAAGAAACGCAAGACAAAGAAGAAAGUAUGGAAUCUAGUUUGCCCCUUAAUGCCAUUGAACCUUGUGUGAUUUGUCAAGGUCGACCUAAAAAUGGUUGCAUUGUCCAUGGCAAAACAGGACAUCUUAUGGCCUGCUUUACAUGUGCAAAGAAGCUAAAGAAAAGGAAUAAGCCCUGCCCAGUAUGUAGACAACCAAUUCAAAUGAUUGUGCUAACUUAUUUCCCCUAGUUGCCCUGUGUAUAAGAGAAUUAUAUUUCUAACUAAUUAACCCUAAGGAUUCAGACAGCAUGAAAUUUAUUUACGUAUAUCAAAGGGAGAAAUUGCCUCAAUCCAUGUGGAUUUCUUCUUUUUAGUAUAAUUUACCUACUUUGGUAGUGAAAUAGUAAAUACUUACUUUGAAGAAAAUUUCAUUCUGUGUCUAUUUAAUAUUUGGGUUUUAACAUAAUUUGAAUUGAAUAGCUGAUUCUUUACCACAACCCCAAAUUUUAAAUAAUUUCUACUCUGUCUUAAAUGAGAAUUAUCUAUUUUUUAAAAUAUAUAUAUAUAUAUAUGGCAUUGUGAUGUAACUUAUUUAGUACCUUUCAUGUAAAGGGAAAUUGGUGGAAACAUUUAGUUUUUUGUUUUUUCAUUUUUCUUUUUUUUGAGACAGAGUCUCACUCGGUUGCGCAGGCUGGAGUGCAGUGGCACAGUCUUACAGUCUCCACCUUCUCAGUUCAAGCAGUCUCCUGCCUCAGCUUCCAGACCAGUUAGGAUUACAGGCACGAGCCACAACACCACCUGAUUUUUUUGUGGUUUUAGUAGAGACAGGAUUUCACCAUGUUGACAGCAUGGCCUUUAACUCCUAAACUCAAGUGAUCCACCUGCCUCAGUCUCCCAAAAUGCUGGGAUUAUAGGUGUAAGGCACCGUAACUGGCCCCAAAUUUUAGGUAUUCUUAGACCUUCUGAUCUUUAGUUUCUCUCUCCAAAAUAUUUUUUCUAGGUUAAAAAAAAAUUGGCUCUUAUAUUUGGUGCUAUGUAAAUAAAAAUGUGUUACUUUUUUUUUUUCUUUAAGAGUUCUUGUUUUUGCAAUGGAGACAGGGUCUCCUUAUGUUGUCUAGGCUGGUCUUGAGCUCCUGGACUCGAGGGAUCCUCCUAUCUUGGUCUCUGGAAGCGCCAGGUAGGAUUAUAGGCGUAAGCUACCCCACCCGGCUGUAAAAAUGUACUUCUUAUUCUCCAGCCUCUUUUGUAUAAACAACUGAAGUGAGGGAUGGGGGUAAUGAUGCUACCAGUGAAAACAGCUACCAUUUACCCAUAAGACAAAACUUUUUAAAGCCUCCUGAGUAAAAUAUGGCAUUGUCUUGGGAAUGUAACCUAGUAUAUCAAGCCCUUUUUCACACAAAAAAUCUUUUCAGGAUUUAGUGGAACCUGUUGUUUCUCCUAAGUUGAAAAACAACUGUAGGACACUUCAGGUCCCUUCCUGGGCUGGGUUACUUGGUGCCCAGCCCAGGCUUCAGACUUUUGCUUACGGCCAGUUUCGGAAACCCGUGAAUUCAGAAGGGUCAAUUCAGAAAUUUGAUGAACAGAAUUGUUCAUUUAAAAACUAACUGAAAAGAUUGCAAGUUUUUUCUGAAUUAUCCAGAAAUGAUGCAUCCUUUUCCUUCAAGAAUGACAAGGUCAGAAUGUGGAAUUCCAAGAUACCUCUUGACUCUAGCUCAUGUUUGGUCAGUGGAGGCCCAUGUGAGCUCAGCAUGUGUACUGAGAAGUGUUAGUGUCUUUUAGAGCCAGUCUACCCUGCUCACAUCAUGGUGUUCAUCUGUAGCUACCGCACGGCGUUCAGAUUGUGUGAAUCCAAAUGUCAUAAAAACUUUAGAAGUGCAAUUCUCGAAAGGUUAGGUGGACUAAAACAUUCAGUAGAGCAACUGAUAAUAACAAGCUUACAGUGGAUAAUUCAUUUGAAUUUGAAAAAUAUAGAAAUGAACCUGUCAAAUACCAGCAAGAACUGAAGAAUAAAAUUACUGAGGUAGCGAAGACAGAUGCAAAGAUCAAACAAUUGCAGACUAAAUUUAUAAGGAACAAAUUGAAGAAAAAUAAAGGAAUACAGAAAGUUCAGGACAUCAAAGAAAUUGGACAAAACUCAUCUUGACCCUUGCAGGCAAAGGAAAGCAGCUGGAAGAAAAGAUGAUACAACCAUUACAACAGGAUGCAGAUGUGGAAGAGGUUUCCUAAAAAUCUUGUCUGUAACUGCUAAUAUAUUUGCAUUUGAAAAUCUCUUGGAGACUUAAAACCUCUAAAUUAUUAUUAUUUUUUUGAGACAGUCUUGCUCUGUUGCCAGGUGCCAGUCUGGAGUGCAGUGGCGCGAUCUCGGCUCACUGCAACUUCCGCCUUCUGAGUUCAAACGAUUCUGCUGC